UGGUGGCACACUAAAGGGAAGAUAAUGUUUGUUCUGUAAGAUGUUAUGUGAGGAUAAGUAAAUUAAAAAGGUAAAACAACUGAAAUUUAUCCAUAGACCAAAAUCAAUUCCUAAAUUUAGCUCAUGCUCGUCAACGAUCCCUUAUGUGAUUGGUUACUGCAGGCCUAUGGGCUAUACAUAUAUAUCAACAGAGGGUGAUUUGAAUGCAUUUUGCUAUAUGUAAUCAAUUUAGAGAUAAUGAUGGUUUUAGCUGUAUAUAAAUUAUUUUUUCUGUAGACUAUACAAACAUAGUGCUGCACAUUAUGGCCAUUUCUUUAAUAAGUUAUAUGGCAUGCAGUUACCUCUGAAAUUCCAUGCACGCCUCACAUAUCCCCACAUUCAUCCCCUAAGAUCUUUUAUGGAGUUGGCCUUAAUUGAGCGGAUGAAUGGGCUUCACGUCGCACUUCACACCUGUUUUCCUGCAUUUUCAACAGUUUGUUGUUAACAGUAGGAAGUGAAAGCCUAAAUGUAAAGCGUUUUAUUUGUCCACUUUAUCCGUCGUCCCCCCUCUCCUCUCUCCUCCUCUCCUCUCCUCUCCUCGCAUCUCCCCAGCCCCGCUGCUUCUAAACACCUCCCUAGUCUGGGUUGCGUCGCACUCACUCCCCCGUCUGUCACACCAGACUCCGAGAAAUCUGACGUGUUUUUCGCAUUUCCUGCACCAGAGAGAGAGAGAGACGCAGACUGAGAGCCGUGUCGAGGGGGGGGAGGCAGCCAGAGGUAUGUCCACGGGAAGUUAAGAUCAACCGCAGUGGCUGAAACCAGGCCGUGCAGGAGCAGCUGGAAUCGUCGCUUUACCCACUCACCUACCGCCUGAAUCUGCCCCUCCUCUCCGCCCCUGCUGCGGUUGUUAUCAGCCGCUGUCUGGUCGCAGCGGUUCGGCUCGAACAUCCCCGAUGCGCCGCGGAGACUCCCAGCUGGCAUCUGGAGCCUUCCACGCACCGCACGGUGCAAUGCAACGCAGGCUACUGCUUCCAGGCUGCCCCGCUACAGUUAACGGAGCUUUUUAAUACCUCGAAGGUAAUAACCAUGACAGACCGAUCCACAUCUGGGGCCUUUGCUCGUGUGUUUUCUGCUAACUCGGUGCUGUUGGAGGCUGUUCAUGUUUCUUCCGUGCACUUUUAAGCUCCCCCGGGUUAACGCUCGCUUCUCUGUCGCAACAGUUUAUAUUUUGAGGGGGUUUGUGGUUGUAGCAUAUUGGACAAGUGUAAACCAAAAAAACAAUUAAGACCAAAAUAAUAAAUAAAUUGGCCUACGUCUUCAUAGUUGAACUGGAAGAAUCUGCCUGGAGGACCACCGGUUGAACAGAGCUGUUAUUCACACCGCUGCAGGAGUUAAUUGUUUUGGAGUGGUUGAGGAGAAAGGUGGGGGUGGUUUCCCUUUAAUCAAGUCACAGAUCAAGUAUCGAGGGGUCGCCGUCACCACCAUGGUGAUCUUCAACGGGCAGCUGAAGAUCAAGAUCUGCGAGGCUCUGGACCUCAAACCGACGGCUUGGUCCCUGCGUCACGCCGUCGGUCCAAAGACCCAGAGCUUCCUCCUGGACACGUACAUCGCCCUGAACGUGGACGACUCCCGCGUGGGCCAGACCUCCACCAAGCAGAAGAACAACAGCCCAGCGUGGAAUGAUGAGUUCACCACUGAGGUCCACGACGGCCGCAGAAUCGAGCUGUCCGUCUUCCACGACGCGCCCAUCGGCUACGACGACUUCGUGGCCAACUGCAUCAUCCAGUUCGAGGACAUCCUGCACAACGGCAGCAAGCACUUCGAGGACUGGAUUGACCUGGAGCCAGAGGGGAAGGUAUAUGUGGUUAUUGACCUAUCAGGAUCUUCCAGUGAAGCUGCGCCGGUCAACACUGAAAAUGAAGAGCGUGUGUUUCGGCAGCGGAUGCGUCAGAAGCGUCAGGGCGCCGUCCGUCGGAGGGUGCACCAGGUCAACGGACACAAGUUUAUGGCCACUUACCUGAGACAGCCCACCUACUGCUCCCACUGCAGGGACUUCAUCUGGGGUGUCUUAGGAAAGCAAGGCUACCAGUGUCAAGUGUGUACCUGUGUGGUCCAUAAGCGCUGCCAUGAGCUGAUCAUUACCAAGUGUGCAGGGAUGAAGAAGCAGGAUGACACAGUCGGGGAGCCAGUCGGUUCUCAGAGGUUCAGUGUCAACGUGCCGCACAAGUUCAGCAUCCACAACUUCAAGGUUCUCACCUUCUGCGACCACUGUGGGUCUCUGCUCUGGGGCCUGCUGCGUCAGGGACUCCAGUGUAAAGUGUGUAAAGUGAAUGUGCACAGGCGCUGUGAGAGUAACGUAGCACCUAACUGUGGUGUGGACGCCAGAGGAAUCGCUAAAGUUCUCUCUGACCUCGGAGUCACACCAGACAAGAUCUCCAACAGCGCCCAGAGACGGAAAAAGCUUCCUCAGGGUCAGGACCCCCCGCAGCCGUUAUCAGUGACGCCUAAGACAGAAGACGAUCGCUCAAAGUCCGCCCCCACCUCACCGUGUGACCAGGAAGCGAAGGAGCUGGAGAACAUCCGGAAGGCUCUGUCGUUUGACCACCGAGGAGAGGAGCACAAAACACAACCCCUCUCCUCCUCCUCCUCCGCCUCGUCUGUUGCCACUGUAACGGCGGACAGUCACGGAGGUGGAGGAGGUGAUGGAGGUGGAGGAGUUGAUGGAGGCGGCGCCAAAGUGGAGGGUGAAGGAAGCCAGGAGAAUGGAGACGUCAAAGGUCAUAGCGCACCUGAAAUGAAGAGGAUGCAUCUGCAUGAUUUUCUGUUCAUCAAAGUUUUGGGAAAAGGAAGCUUUGGAAAGGUGAUGCUGGCGGAGCUGAAAGGCAGCGACGAGGUUUACGCUGUCAAAGUGCUGAAGAAAGACGUGAUCCUGCAGGACGACGACGUGGACUGCACUCUGACUGAGAAACGGAUCCUGGCCCUGGCCAGAAAACACCCCUACCUGACACAGCUCUUCUGCUGCUUCCAGACUAAAGAUCGGUUGUUCUUCGUGAUGGAGUACGUUAACGGAGGCGACCUGAUGUUUCAGAUUCAACGGUCGAGGAAGUUUGACGAGGCGCGAUCUCGUUUUUACGCGGCUGAGGUCACGUCUGCUCUGAUGUUCCUUCACCAUCAUGGAGUCAUAUACAGAGACUUAAAGCUGGACAACAUACUGUUGGAUGCAGAGGGUCACUGUAAGCUGGCAGACUUUGGGAUGUGCAAGGAGGGAAUCCUCAAUGGAGUCACCACCACCACCUUCUGUGGGACGCCAGAUUACAUUGCACCCGAGAUUCUUCAAGAGCUGGAUUAUGGGCCGUCCGUGGACUGGUGGGCUCUGGGGGUGCUGAUGUACGAGAUGAUGGCAGGUCAGCCGCCAUUUGAAGCCGAUAACGAAGACGAUCUGUUUGAGUCCAUCCUCCAUGACGACGUCCUCUACCCUGUCUGGCUCAGCAAGGAGGCUGUGUCCAUUCUUAAAGCGUUCAUGACUAAGAGUCCUAACAAGCGUCUGGGCUGCGUGGUGGCUCAGGGUCUGGAGGAGGCCAUAAAGCUUCAUCCGUUCUUCAGAGAGAUCGAUUGGACGCUGCUGGAGCAGAGGAAGAUCAGACCACCAUUCAAACCACGCAUCAAAACCAAAAGGGAUGUGAAUAACUUUGACCAGGACUUUACACGUGAAGAACCCGUCCUGACGCCGGUGGACAACAGCAUCAUCAAGCAGAUCAACCAAGAUGAGUUUAAAGGAUUCUCUUACUUCGGGGACGAGACUGUGACCUAGACACACACAAUGUCACACUGCCACACUAACACAUACAUGCAUACACACCAUCACCACACAACACCUAAAAUAUCUUCAAGCAAAGACACAGUAUUUAAAGAAACACAGCCUCUGGAAUGAGACCUCCUGAACUUUUCCAGAUCUGACCACUCCAGGAAUUAUACUAGACCAUAUGUAUCUCUUUUUAUUUGUUUCUGUGGUCUUGUUGUAUGUCCAUUUGUGCAUAUCCCAUCAAACUAUAUGUUCGAGCAGCAUGUAAGUGCAGGUCAGAUACUGUAGGAAAUGACCCAGUGCUCCUUUACCUAGUCCAGAUGUUUUCUGAAAGGCAAAGCAGAGGACCAAACCAAACUCUGUGUUUUGAAGUAGAUACAUAGGCAAGGUCAUGGGCUGUUAGUGUGUGUGUGUGUGUGUGUGCGCGCGCGAGAGAGAUAGUGUGUUUGAGUGUGCGUGCAUGCAUGCGUAGUUUCCUCUAGUAAGACUGUCAUUUCUGUACAUGAUGUGCUGUGUCCUAUGUCUCUGUGUUUAAAGAAUGUUUUUUCUUCCCUAAACAUGUAUGUGAAUGGAAAAAAAUUGAACCAGUGAUUGUAUUUAAAGAAAAAAAAGGUCUUGAAAAGUACUUUAUUCAUUAUAAAGAGAUGUCAAAAGGAGAUGCAAGAAAGCAAAGAUUGUUUUCUGAUGAAAUCAUGGUAAAAUGAGAAGUUUUGUCUGUGCUUGAUUUUAGAUUUAAUGUUAACUUUAAAAGCACCACAAAAGCAACACUUUGGCAUUUUGAAUUUUAGUUUAGUUUUAGCUCAUCAGUUAUUUUCUUACUGUAGGAGAAGGUUGCGCUGUUUUUCCUUCUCUCUCCAUAUUUUAGCUUCUUAGUAAAUAGAUGUUCCCGUUCUUUAUUAAAAACCAAAUGGUACCAUUGCAGUACUUCACCACCGUGUUUAUUGUUGUUUGGUGUGUGCUUAGUGUUAACAAGCUGUUUUCCAUUUAACUCGAUGGUUGAUGUUGAGACAGUUGUCAAAAAAUGCCGAGGGAGCCUUUAAAAAAGAUGAUUUAUUUUAGGUCAAGUCGUCCUUGUUACUGAAGCUCUCAUUGCACAUUCGAAAGCUAAAUCUUUCCAGCUCAACUCCUUUAAUCCCUUCAUGACCACUUGAUCAUUGAAUUGCCGUGUGUGUGUGUGUGUGUGUGUGUGUGUGUGUGUGUGUGUGUAUACAUUAGCUGUGUAAUCGGUUGCUGCACUUGACCUAAAGUCUCAGACACGACAAACCAAACGCCCAUAACUCCACAUUAAAGUCGCAUGCACAGAGGUGAAAGUGUUAGCACAUGUGACUGGAUUGAAUGUAUUUGCUCUGCGGUGUGUGUGUGUGUGUGUGUGUGUACAAAUAUGGAGAGCUGUCAUUGUGUUUCAUUUUUUAUUUAAAACAUCUUUUUGUUUUUGUUGUCAUUGUUGUGUUAUUUUUACUGGAUCAUCUAGUUCUUACUGACAUGUUAGAAAUCUUUAGAUUUCACGUGAUGCAGCAAGACUCACUUAGAAACUCUGACCGUCAUACUUUAGACCGUCCUCCUCUUCUUUGUACAGCCUCGACAGGGAGGUAAAAUAAGCUUCAAAUGAGCAAACAGCCCUCCAGACGUGUUGAGCGUUGUUGCAGGUCAGGUUUAUGACUUUAUAGUGAACUAAAAACAAUUCAAACAUUUUCAAGAAAAUUCCAUGUGCAAUACUCUGAAAGUUUUUUUGUUUCUUUGUUUCUUUGUUUUUUUCUGUUUUCAUCCUUUUCUCUUUCUGUCCUCUUUGUUUCUCUUUUGCCUCAUGUUCAGGUACAAAGACGACUGCAUUACAUUUAGUUUUAAGGCACAUAGAAGUUACAAUUAUUUCAUCCAAGCACAUAUUUACUCCAUUUAGUCCAAUUAUUCAGCAUCUCAGUCAUUCAAUCGCUGGCAGUUCCCUAAGUUCCCCUGUAGUACAUUCAUAUGUAAUUGUCAUGCAUUAGUGACUACUUUUUGGCAAAUGUUGACCGGAACAUUUAGAGUGAGUGCGGUAAGUAGCGUGACAUUUAUAAGACACAUUUGGCAGGAAAAGUGCAGCAGUAGGGAAGUGUUUCAUGCCGCAUCAGAGAUGCUGUGUGUCAUGUGAAGAGCGCCUUUCUCUGUGGUUUAUUCUUUUAGAAAUCUGAUCCUGAGUGUAUAGAGCUUCAGCAUUGUUUAGGCUCACAUCCCAUCUCAUCAAGACUCAAUCUCAAGUUUACAGCACUGAAACUUCUAUAUUUAUCCGUGUCCUCCAUGUUUUCAUGAUCAUCACCAAGUACUUUUUAAUUGCCUAACAUCGACCAAACAUUAACCAUGACGGGAAAAAAAUUUAAAUGGCACAGUUCUACAUUCUGAAUAAAAUGUGUGAUUUGUUGAAGAAUAGUGGCACAAACCUUUAAAGAAAAAUGCACUUCACUAAUGCUAAAUAGUUACACUUGAAUGUCAUUUGUACAAGGCAGGAGUGUCAACGAAUAAACACAUGCUGAGGACAUUAAUAAUGAGUUACCUGUCCGGUAAUCAGUCAUGAGCCUAAGGAGUUAGCAUGUGACCUGCCAGAAAAGCAAAAUAGUUCAAACAGACAGCACCAUCUAUGUAGCAUUAGAAAAACUAUGCGUGUUGUAGCAGCAGUAGUGGGAGCAGAAGAUUUAUUAGAUACAGUAGCUGUAGGAAGACACUCAGUCGCUAAACUCAGACACUCACACGCACACACACGCACAUAUGUAUGGAUAGUGGUGCAGAUUCAAGAUUGUAUAAACAGUUUUACUGCCAACCAACUUCCAAAACACCAUGUUUAUGUUGUCCAUCAUUUACCAUUACUUCCCCUCUCUUCUUUUCUGUGUCUCCUGCUGCAUCUUUGUUUAGUCUUUAAAUUAAAAAUAUCAAACUGUUUGUCCCACUGUGACUCGAAAAGGAUCUCUCCCAGAAGUCCUCCAUGCUAAAUGCCAAAUGCUAUUUCCACAUUUUCCACCCAGUGGUUUAAUAUUUGUUACAUGCAGAAAGUUAGUGAAUCAAGCUUAAGUGAAAUUCAACACACAGCGGCAUGAGGUUGAUUUCAAACAACAGUGUUAUGAUUUUACUUACAGUAUCAAAUGUUCUUCUUCCUCGGGUCAUAUGCAGAAUGUUACUGUAUGUACAUUUCUUUUUGCAGUCCCUGUAGUUGUGAAGCUUUGUAUGUAUAUGUUGUCUUCUGACCUGUGGUUUUGUUCCUUUAUGACCCUUCAUUUGUGUUUAUGUUAAUAUUUUUCUUUUGUUUGCGCUGUGUGCCAAAUGUACUGUAUUUUAAAAGGAUGUGAAGGUGUAUUUUAAUUUUUGAAACAAAUUAAAUAUCAUGAUGUCUGAAAGAAA
Micropterus salmoides (largemouth bass) is the source of this 7147-nucleotide messenger RNA. RefSeq names its product protein kinase C epsilon type-like. The record is from RefSeq and is a predicted model, not a curated record. Gene Ontology annotation, biological process: protein phosphorylation. Gene Ontology annotation, molecular function: diacylglycerol-dependent serine/threonine kinase activity; ATP binding. NCBI's taxonomy places the organism in Eukaryota, Metazoa, Chordata, Actinopteri, Centrarchiformes, Centrarchidae.